AUGCUGCGUUACUCCGUUUCUCACGUGCUCAACAUGUCACAUGAUUACGCCUCCCUGCAUCCCGACUCCAGUCUGGGUAGUGAGGCCGUUCCGAGCGAAUUCAACGUUGGGGCUGCUUCGGGCGACAGCGCGGUAACUAGUCUCUCCCUCGACGACAAAGGAAGUGUCAGGCAGACUGCCCCGCGACAGAACCAAUUGCGAAAUUGGACGACACACAGUCUACUGCAUGAGAUGCCACUGCGUGAGCGACGCCAGUUGCAGAAUGGGCUGGUGAAGACUCAGCUCUGGCGCCGUUGCGAUUCCACCACCAGUUGUAGCAGCAGCAGUCGACAAAGGCUCAAUGGCCUCACAGAGGCUGUUCAUCGGGAUGGAAAGUACAACAACACCAGCGCUGAGGGGAGCCGGCAGGCUUCACAGUUUUACCGCCAAACAUCCGGUACAUCGGACUAUGAACGCAGUCAAAACUGUCGACUCAACUCUUCUGUCAGCGACUACGGCAAAUCCAGUCUUGAGAGCCUAACUUCCGACUCUCCCAUUGAUAUGUGCAGUGACGCGGAGGAGAACAACAUGGAGGCUGGUAAUGAUGAUGAUGAUGAUGAUUCUAGCGUGAAACUCGGCCGAGAUCGGGCUUCCUCAGACGACUGUCGACAAGACGAAAACCCCCCUAUGGCCGAGUCAGGAGACGGGCCAGGAGAGAAUAAUGUGAAGAAUAGACCUUUGGAGUCUGCCAAUUUGAAGGUUGCAGACGUCCAGAGGGACACGGAUCCCACCCUGAAGCAGUUGGAUCGAUUCAGUCUCCUCACGGCCGUCUACAGGGAUGUCCUCUCCUGUGUCGGAGAAGACCCUGAUCGAGAGGGGCUGAUCAAGACUCCGGAACGAGCUGCACGUGCUAUGUUCUACUUCACAAAGGGCUACGAAGAGCGCAUAUGUGAUCUCCUGAAUGAUGCCAUCUUCGAUGAGAAUCACGAAGAAAUGGUGGUAGUGAGGGAUAUCGAAAUGUUCUCCAUGUGUGAACACCACUUGGUGCCGUUUGUUGGCCGGGUUUCAAUCGGUUAUCUGCCAAACGGCAAGGUCCUGGGACUGAGUAAACUGGCGCGCAUCGUGGAAGUUUUCUCACGUCGAUUGCAGGUUCAGGAACGACUGACCAAACAGAUUGCGAUGGCGCUAGCGGAAGUCAUUCAGCCAGCAGGAGUCGGCGUGGUUAUCGAGGCGACGCAUAUGUGCAUGGUUAUGCGUGGUGUUCAGAAAAUCAAUGCUGUCACCGUUACCAGCACGAUGCUGGGCCAAUUUAAAGAGGAUCGGAAGUAUCGAAGUGAAUUUCUGGCCCUCAUAGGGAAGGACCGAUGA
Messenger RNA from Spirometra erinaceieuropaei, 1347 nucleotides. NCBI's taxonomy places the organism in Eukaryota, Metazoa, Platyhelminthes, Cestoda, Diphyllobothriidea, Diphyllobothriidae. The record is from the annotation of a GenBank genome assembly.